AGAAACCCAGUACUACACACUCUAUAUUUUAUUUUAUUUUUAAAUGAUGUUAUGCUACGCCUUUGUGCUGUGUGUAUUUACCCCAUUAUUUUGCUAUACAGAAAAGUUUAAAAAAUCAUAUCAAAAUUUCCCAAAGGAAAAGUCUAAUAAUCCAUGACUCGUACAACUCCCCGUGGAUGUUGAAGACACCGAUGCUGAAGUGGAGACUUUGUGCUGUUUUAUCUGAUCCACAGAGCAGAGCUGCAGCCCAACUGUCCUGAUGAUGAGGGAGACGGAGUUCAGCAUCACCAGAGCAUAUGGUGAUUUUUCUCCAGCCUGCUGCCUCAUCCUGCAGCUCAUCAUAAUUAAAUAUUUACACAGUGGCAACAAUAUAGCUGCCUAUUAAUACUGUCGGUGGCACAUGAUGUUUACACCACGGCUUCUCCUCUCAGACUACACUUUCAGACCUUUUUCCAAAUCUAAUAUAGCCGUCCAUAAAUAGCUCACCUAUCCAGCCCAUAUUCGGCCUGAGUGACGUGAGACCGCAGCCAAUCCCUCCCUCCGUGCGCUCUUAUCCCCGCCUCUUGAAGCUCCGCCUCCGCUCUAAUCGCUCCUCCGCCGCCCAUUCGCCUUAAAUGGACAAACAGGGGAGUUGAUUGACGUGCCAGACGACGCCCCUUCGUUUACCAAGCCCCGCCUCUGCUCCGGCUCCCUCAUCACUUGUCUAUUUUGGCAACACGCGUCGGCGCAUGGAGCCUCCAUCACCUCCAGUCUCCUUUUACGCACUGUGUUUGAUAAUGCGCGCCGGUGCAGGGAGCCUCUCCGCCACAUUCCCAGCAGCCACCUCUACACUCGACAGUUAGACUUGCUCUCUGAUUUGGACUAAUAUGACAGAAGUGGAUGUAGAGGUGUGACACCGCCGCCGAGAACACGGGCUUUUUUUCCAGAGUGGAUCAUUUCUUGUUCCUCCCUCACCGCGCGUCAGCAUGGAUGUCUUGGCGAACCACAGUAUCUUUCAGGAACUUCAGCUGGUUCACGACACCGGCUACUUCUCUGCCAUGCCGUCACUGGAGGAGAACUGGCAGCAGACCUGCCUUGAAUUGGAGCGCUAUCUGCAGACGGAGCCCAAGCGUCUGUCAGAACUGUUUGACCAGGACCUCGAUGGUCUCCUAACUCCGGCCUACAUAAAGGAAGAUGGAGAUGAUGAGCUGACAGAUGCUCUACUCCCCAGUUUGCCCAGCCUCCCAGAGCCUCAAAGCCCACCUCCAGCAACGCUGUGUCAAUCCCAGAAGAUAAUUCCCACCUCCAAUGCAAUUAAAAGGGACCUAAAACCCAAAAGCCAGGCCAUGGAAAGUGUAGAGGGAACAGAGGGAGUUCACCAGGCCCAGUUGAGUGCUGUCACCUCCCUGACACCGCCGUCGUCACCGGAGCUGGGUCGUCACCUCGUAAAACCCAACCAGACAUUGACAGCCUCAGCCGAUGGGACACUCACCUUAAAACUGGUGGCCAGGAAGGUUGGGCUCAGUGCGGCCCGACUGGUGGCAGCACACACUCUCCCAGUCCAGGUAAAGGAUGAAGAUGAAGGAGCAGCGUGCAUGGUUGGGAUCGGGGAGCUGCCAGAGAACAAGAAGAGGAUUCAUCGCUGUCAGUUCAAUGGCUGCAGGAAGGUGUAUACCAAAAGCUCCCACCUGAAGGCUCAUCAGAGGACACACACAGGUGAGAAACCGUAUAAGUGCUCAUGGGAGGGCUGUGAGUGGCGAUUCGCCCGGAGUGACGAGCUGACGAGGCACUACCGCAAACACACUGGCGCCAAGCCUUUUAAGUGCAACCACUGUGACAGGUGUUUCUCACGGUCCGAUCACUUGGCGCUGCACAUGAAGAGGCACAUCUGAGGAAUUUGAGGGAGGUCAGCGGGAGUGGAGGAGUGAAAGAAGCAGGAUGGAGGUGGAGUGGAAGAGUAAAAAGGACAGAAACAUACCAACAUGGAUGUGACCAAGGCAGCAGCGUGGACUCAAAAGACAUCCAAUUUGGCCGUUGCGGACACGUGUGCAGGCAAAUAUGUGCUCAACCAGCUGGUCCAGAUUUCACUACGAUCCAUCGGCACCUUACAAUGUACCUGAAAAUCACCGAUUGUCCCUGAGCUGCGAUGCAUCCACACAGCAGUGAUCCACAUGCCAGUGAGGCCAUGGAUGCCUUAUGUACUGAUGCACAGUGACAACUAACCUUCACACGACGUGUUUGUAUAUUAAAAGAUUCCAAUGCUAGCUUAGUGGAAUACCCUCACACAGUUACCAUCCAUACACCUUCGAAGGGUUAUUCUCAUCAUUAUAAUUAUAAUGAUAACAUUUGACAGAUUUUUUUUCUCACCUCUGCCAACUGGAGCUGCUUCAGUUGGCAGAUGAUUCCACAAAGAAUGGUGUGGUUGGAGCACAUGUUUUGAACAGGAUUAAAAGAAGGGAGUCUGAUGUGAAUACUGAUGGGGUUCAUGCCAGGGCCUGACCUUACUAAUGAGCACCAUCCUGUAACAGAUACUACUGGAUAAGUCUUUCUAAUCCUGACUAUGAGAGACUGAUUCCCCUCCUAAAACGUUUGAAACUGAGCAUCUCUACGUCUGCUUGAUGCCUCCGUAGGGUGCUUUUUCCCCCUAUUGUCGGAAACUGUUGCACAAUUGACUCUUUACAAACUUUUUUUUUUUGCUUAAGAAAAGGCCAUACUGUCUUGAACUGGGAUACAAUUUGGAAGUCGCUGGACCCUGACAUUCGUUCACACGGCCCACGGACAGCAGGCGGCCAAAUGCACAAGUCAGAGCUGACUGCCAUAGCACACAGGAUGACGUCACAAUGAACGUACUGUGAAGGGCCAUAUUGUUUCUAAGAAAACAGUCUCUGAUUGGUUCAGGAAGGAAACCAUUGAAAAGACAUUGAAGAACUCAUUGGAAAUGGACAGAAAAAAAUUAAAUUAAAAUAAAGUAAACACAAGGGACUACAGCAGAUGCUUAACAUGAUCUCUUUAGCCUUUAAGAGGGAUUGGCAUCUGGUCAGCCAGUGAGUUUGAGGAAGAUCUUCUCUUUUCGCACCAUCCAUGUAGAACAACAUCAGAAUUUAGCAGCUCUUUUCAGAGAAAAGCCACAUUUAACACCUCCACCUAACCCAGCCCUAUGCAUAUCUGAAAACAUUCCGGCUGAUUUCCGCUCCACACAUACGGAUUUGCACCUGCUGCAGAUGCAAAAACCUUAUAGGACAACUCAGAAGUUCAAUCAAUCCGGUGACUCCUCUCUGAGCAAAUCAAGGUGAAUGUAUCUGUCUGUGACAUGUUGCUGGGCUGUGUUCCCCUUUUUCCCACAUUUGGUUGAGUUCAGAGCUGGUUAAAAUGGGAAUUGUUUAUUUUCACCAGUGGGUGGUUGGCAUCGGGCUGGUGGGGCUGGAUUAGCAAUAGAACGAGACAAAGGGACACAUGACUGCACUAGGGGUUGCACGACUU
This is a messenger RNA of Cynoglossus semilaevis (tongue sole), 3459 nucleotides long. RefSeq names its product Krueppel-like factor 7. The transcript is spliced from 4 exons. Gene Ontology annotation, biological process: regulation of transcription by RNA polymerase II. The record is from RefSeq and is a predicted model, not a curated record. NCBI's taxonomy places the organism in Eukaryota, Metazoa, Chordata, Actinopteri, Pleuronectiformes, Cynoglossidae. The coding region runs from base 966 to 1871 and encodes 301 amino acids. Gene Ontology annotation, molecular function: DNA-binding transcription factor activity, RNA polymerase II-specific; RNA polymerase II cis-regulatory region sequence-specific DNA binding.